Drosophila ananassae is the source of this 977-nucleotide messenger RNA. RefSeq lists its product as uncharacterized. The transcript has 2 exons. The coding region runs from base 143 to 616 and encodes 157 amino acids. Lineage: Eukaryota; Metazoa; Arthropoda; Insecta; Diptera; Drosophilidae. The record is from RefSeq and is a predicted model, not a curated record.
UAACCCACCAAAGCCACACAGAAUAAUUGUUUAUAGUAUCCCAUAUGGAGCAAGUUUCUUGUGCCGGACAUUCAUAGCGAUAUUUUGCACCUGGCUCAAAAUAAACUUAACAAUUCCUUAGUCAUCUACACAUACAGAAGACAUGGCUUCUCCUUCCUACAAGAACAAAGCAAUUAAAUUCAUAAAAUGCUUCUGCGGAUGCAGCGACAUGACCGUAGAGGAGGUCCAAAGGAUCUUCACUCUAACGAACAGCGUUCAUCAGACGCUUCUCGACCCGGAGGCCACCAAACUGUUUCGGCGCUUCAUGGAGACGAGGCGAUCCGGCGACAAGGACGCAGCUGAACAGUACCUGGACAUUUACGAGAAGUGUUCCGAGUUCCUGCAGGAAACUCAACACACCUUUGCCCAGGACGAAGUGGACGAACUGGUCGACCUGGGGCUUCCGUAUGAUCUGGAGCAGGAUCUUACCAGGCGCGCGUUGAGCGGUCAGCGAACCGACAUUAACCUCGGUCUCUAUCGUGUCCAGGGCAAAUGCCGGAAUGAGAUUGAGGCCAGCAGCGAAUUCCGAGAUUUCAGAGACGCUAUAGUAGAUAAGAUGCGUCGAGUGCCUAAGUGAUACAGUCGGUCGAGGAGCUACCGGGUGCUUUUUGUGUUCAUUUUACAACGAAUACCAAAGAAAUGUUGGUACUUUUGGAAAACCACACUUAACCUCGCACCAUAUAUCCACCCCAGUGUAUUCUCAUUGCCCCUGCCUCAUUUCUGAAGUUAAGACCGUCCACCGAACUUCUGCGUUUAGGCACAGAAAUCCGUAGAAAUCGUGCUAGAGCUUAUGCUCAUGAAACUGACGCAUUCUAUUCACGCCACAGACUAUCAUAAAUUUACUUACACUUUAUAUUACUUGUUUAUUAUAUGUGCUUUUUAUUAUUACGCCUUAGAGAAAGAGUUCCAAAAUAAAGCAUUACCAAGUGCCUUCCUUA